Corapipo altera (White-ruffed manakin) is the source of this 2275-nucleotide messenger RNA. It is a transcript of the gene CSNK1E, whose product is annotated as casein kinase 1 epsilon. The coding region runs from base 328 to 1578 and encodes 416 amino acids. Gene Ontology annotation, biological process: signal transduction; endocytosis; peptidyl-serine phosphorylation. The record is from RefSeq and is a predicted model, not a curated record. Gene Ontology annotation, cellular component: cytoplasm; nucleus. The transcript has 11 exons. Gene Ontology annotation, molecular function: protein serine/threonine kinase activity; ATP binding. NCBI's taxonomy places the organism in Eukaryota, Metazoa, Chordata, Aves, Passeriformes, Pipridae.
ACGGCGGGCGGAGGAGGAGGCGGAGGAGGAGGAGGGCCGGGGCUGCGCUGGGUGACAUCAGUGGGUUUGGCUCCGGGGCUCAAUGGAAACUGGGUGAGCGCCGGGCUGUGCCGAGCACACGCCGGCUGGAGGGGACGGCGAGCGGGCGGGAGGCGGCAGGCAGCGCCGCGCCGCGCCGAGCCGAGCGAAGGAGGGACGCGCCGGGCACGGCCGCCACCAGCCCUCCCCAAUCCUCCGUCAUCCUCCCCGCCGCGGCCGCCUGGCCCCCUGACAGCCGGCGGAGCAGCAUCCCCACACGGCCCCCUUCCCGUCAGGCACGACUGAACCAUGGAGCUUCGAGUAGGGAACAAAUACCGGCUGGGCAGAAAGAUUGGCAGCGGUUCGUUUGGAGACAUUUACCUAGGAGCCAAUAUUGCAACUGGUGAAGAGGUGGCCAUCAAACUGGAAUGUGUCAAAACCAAGCAUCCCCAGCUCCACAUUGAAAGCAAGUUCUACAAGAUGAUGCAGGGAGGAGUGGGUAUCCCCUCCAUUAAGUGGUGUGGAGCAGAGGGGGACUAUAACGUGAUGGUGAUGGAGCUCUUGGGGCCCAGCCUGGAAGAUCUCUUCAACUUCUGUUCCCGGAAAUUUAGUCUCAAGACAGUUCUGCUCCUGGCAGACCAGAUGAUCAGCCGUAUUGAGUACAUUCAUUCCAAGAACUUCAUCCAUCGGGAUGUAAAGCCGGACAACUUCCUUAUGGGCCUCGGCAAAAAAGGCAACCUAGUAUACAUCAUUGAUUUUGGUUUGGCCAAGAAGUACCGAGAUGCCCGGACCCACCAGCACAUCCCUUACCGGGAAAACAAGAAUCUGACUGGCACAGCCCGUUAUGCCUCUAUCAACACCCACCUGGGAAUUGAACAAAGUCGCCGUGAUGACCUGGAGAGCCUGGGUUAUGUGCUCAUGUAUUUCAACCUGGGCUCGCUGCCCUGGCAGGGCCUCAAGGCUGCCACCAAGCGCCAAAAGUACGAGAGGAUCAGCGAGAAGAAGAUGUCAACGCCCAUCGAGGUGCUCUGCAAAGGGUACCCUUCUGAGUUCUCAACAUACCUCAACUUCUGCCGUUCGCUGAGGUUUGAUGAUAAACCUGACUACUCGUACCUGCGGCAACUCUUCCGCAACCUCUUCCACCGCCAAGGCUUCUCCUACGACUACGUCUUUGACUGGAACAUGCUGAAAUUUGGAGCAGCCCGGAACCCUGAGGAUAUGGAUCGGGAGCGGCGAGAGCAUGAACGAGAGGAGAGGAUGGGGCAACUCCGAGGGUCAGCCACACGAGCACUGCCCCCUGGCCCGCCUGCUGGAGCCACUGCCAACCGUCUUCGCAAUGUCACUGAGCCCAUGGCCUCCACCCCCACCUCCCGAAUCCAGCAGUCCGGCAACACGUCCCCCAGAGCAAUCUCAAGAGUGGACAGGGAGCGGAAGGUCAGCAUGAGGUUACACCGAGGAGCUCCUGCCAAUGUCUCCUCAUCUGACCUCACAGGGCGGCAAGAAGUGUCACGGAUUUCAGCAUCACAGACAAGUGUGCCAUUUGAUCACCUUGGGAAGUGAGGAGCAAUUGCCACUGGACCAGUGUUUGCUUAGUGUCUUCACUGUAUUUUUCUUUUAAAAAACAAAAAACCCAAAAAACAAAUAAAAACUAAAAAAAAAAAAAAAAAAGACAAAAAAAAAGAAAACACCAAACAAAAAAACCCAACAGAAUUUCUUUUUGCCAACGAUGAGGAGUCGAGCUGUGCCCCCGCGCUGGUGUGAGCCGUUUCCGAGAGGGCCACCCGCGUCCUCCAGCGCGACGCCUCCGAGGAGCUGACAACGCGGGAGCCGUGCGGGAUCACCUCCACUGCCCCCCCGAGCCCUGACCGCCGCCCCCACGGGCUACCCCCAGUUCCUUCUCCUGACUCUCUGCUCCUGGUUUUGAUUUCUCUACUUUUUUUUUUUCUUCUUGGGUAUCUUCCCCUGCUUUUUUUUUUUUUUUUGUUAAAUAUUAUUUUGAAAUCAUAUGGUUUGUAGCCAUAUAAAUUUUAACUUUGCUCUCCUUUUUAUCUGAGGGCAAGGGAUGGUGCAGGGUGGGGGGUGAGUUUUUUGUUUGUUUGUUUGUUUGUUGGGGUUUUUUUUGUUUGUUUUGUUCUUUUCAGGAGCCUUGUGGGCCAGGAGCGAAUCAGAUUCCAGCCACACUUGAUGGUAGAAGUCUGAUUUUUAUUAUUAUAACAGAAUUUAUUUUCUUGAGCAUUAAACGAAUUUUAAGCUGUGA